GCAUCCACAUGAGCAACCGCCUCCCUCACGCCCAAAGCUGGCGAGCGACAUGGCGCAGCGCUCGACGACCCUCCCGUUCCAACGGCCUCUUUCUUUCCCGAUAUGCCCUCCGCGGGUCGCUGAAUUCCCUCUCGUGUCCCCCGUCUCCUCCGUCGCCCGCCCCUGCCCCCGCCCACGCCGGAGACCUGCCCGGAUCCUAACACUGACGUACCGUCGAACCCGUGGCGGCACCGCCGCUCGCGCCUCGACACCGCAGCAGCAGGUGGAAGAAGAGGAGGUCCCGGCCGGGGAGGAGGGCGCGGGAUGGGGCAAGGUCUCCGCGGUCCUCUUCGACAUGGACGGAGUUCUCUGCAACAGUGAAGAGCUGUCGAGGUUGGCGGGCGUCGACGUCUUCGCUGAAAUGGGUGUCCCCGUGACCACCGACGACUUCGUCCCGUUUAUGGGGACUGGUGAGGCCAAUUUUCUUGGAGGUGUUGCUUCGGUGAAGGGAAUUAAUGAUUUUGAUCCAGAGGCGGCAAAAAGGCGGUUUUUCGAAAUUUACCUUGAUAAGUAUGCAAAACCCAACUCAGGAAUUGGAUUUCCUGGAGCUCUUGAGCUUGUCAUGGAGUGUAAAAGAAAGGGGCUUAAGGUUGCUGUUGCUUCUAGUGCUGACAGGAUCAAAGUUGAUGCCAAUCUGACUGCUGCCGGUUUGCCUGUUUCUCUGUUUGAUGUGAUUGUAUCUGCUGAUGCAUUUGAGAAACUAAAGCCUGCUCCAGAUAUAUUUUUGGCAGCUUCAAAGAGCUUGAAUGUACCCCAGUCCGAGUGUAUUGUAAUUGAAGAUGCUCUUGCUGGAGUUCAGGCUGCAAAAGCUGCACAAAUGAGAUGCAUUGCUGUAACCACUACAUUAUCUGAAGAUAUUUUGCAGCAGGCUGGUCCAUCACUCAUCAGAAAGGAGAUUGGAAGUGUUUCAAUUGAUGAUGUUCUAUAUGGUCGUCACUCUAUUAAUCAUAAUGAUAAGAGGCAAGAAACCCAUCAAAUUGGGUCUCAAAGUGGGACCACUAUGGAUGUUCUUACUGAAGAAGUAAACAGUAGUGCUGUUCAGGAUGUGAAAUUUAUAAGUGAGAAAACUAAUUUUCUUGGAGGGUUGCAGGGUUCUCGUCGUGAGAUCCUAAGAUAUGGAAGUUUGGGAGUUGCUGUUUCAUGUCUUUUAUUUACUGUGGCCAAUUGGAAGGCAAUGCAAUAUGUAUCUCUGAAAGGUUUGAUGAACUUGUUUACACGGGCAAAUCAACCAAUUUCUGGGAAGACUGAAGGAAAAUCACGAUCAUCGAGAAUACAACAGAUGAAAAGUUACUUGUCUGAUUUGGAAGCUAGGGGUUCUGCUUCAAACGUGCCCGAGUUUCCAUCUAAGCUUGACUGGCUGAACACAGCUCCACUUCAGUUUCGCAGGAACUUGAAAGGAAGGGUGGUCCUGCUGGAUUUUUGGACAUAUUGUUGCAUUAACUGCAUGCAUGUUCUGCCAGAUUUGGAAUAUCUUGAAAGGAAGUAUGGUGAUAAGCCUUUCACAGUUGUUGGGGUACAUUCUGCAAAGUUCGAUAAUGAGAAGGAUCUAGAAGCAAUUCGAAAUGCCGUCUUGCGCUAUAACAUCACUCACCCAGUUGUUAAUGAUGGUGAUAUGUACUUAUGGAGAGAAUUAGGAGUGAAUUCUUGGCCUACAUUUGUUGUUGUUGGCCCUAAUGGGAAAAUUCUGUUGCAAAUAUCAGGAGAAGGUCAUCGAGAGGAUCUUGAUAAUUUCAUUGAUGCAGCUCUGCAAUUUUAUGGAGAAAAGAAAUUAUUGGAGAGCACUCGUAUUCCCUUGGCUUUAGAAAAGGAUAAUGAUCCUCGGUUGUCAACAUCACCAUUAAAAUUCCCAGGGAAGCUGGCAGUUGAUGUGCUUAACAACAGGCUCUUUAUUUCAGACAGCAACCAUAAUAGAAUUGUGGUUACUGAUCUCGAAGGGAAUUUUAUUAUUCAAGUUGGGGCUACAGGAGAGGAAGGGCUAAAUGAUGGUACCUUUGAUCGUGCCACUUUCAAUCGUCCUCAGGGCCUUGCAUACAAUCCAAAGAAAAAUCUUGUAUAUGUUGCAGACACUGAAAAUCAUGCUUUAAGGGAGGUUGAUUUUGUUAAUGAGAUUGUAAGAACACUUGCUGGUAAUGGAAUGAAAGGGUCUGACUAUGUUGGAGGAGGACAAGGAACUGACCAGGUGUUAAAUUCCCCAUGGGAUCUUUGCUAUGAACCUUUCAAUGAGAUGAUCUAUAUUGCAAUGGCUGGCCAGCACCAAAUCUGGGAGCACAAUACAUUAAAUGGAGUUACAAGAGUAUUUAGUGGUGAUGGCUAUGAAAGAAAUUUGAAUGGAUCAAGUUCCACCAGCACAUCAUUUGCACAGCCUUCUGGAAUAACAUUGGCUCCAGAUUCACAAGAGGUGUAUGUGGCUGAUAGUGAGAGUAGCUCCAUUAGAUCUGUUGAUCUGAAGACAGGAGGAUCAAGGUUACUUGCAGGGGGGGAUCCACUAAUCCCAGACAAUUUGUUUAGGUUUGGAGACCAUGAUGGAAUUGGUACAGAUGUGCUUCUCCAGCACCCCUUAGGAAUUUUUUGUCGGAAAGAUGGUCAAAUAUACAUAGCAGACUCUUAUAAUCACAAGAUCAAGAAACUGGAUCCAAUUACCAGAAAAGUUACAACAGUAGCUGGAACUGGAAAUGCAGGAUUCAAGGAUGGUCCACCUCAAUUAGCUCGGCUAUCUGAACCUUCAGGAAUUGCAGAAGCAGGUGAAGGAAGGCUGCUUAUUGCAGAUACAAACAACAACAUAAUUCGAUAUAUAGACCUAAAUGAAAAGGAUCCUAUGCUGCACACACUUGAGUUGAGAGGAGUACAACCACCCUCAUCAAAGCCUAAAUUACUGAAGCGCCUUAGAAGACGCCUAUCGGCAGACACUGAAAUCAUUAAAAUCGAUGGUGGCUCAUCAAAGGAAGGAGUCUUCUAUCUCACAGUUUCAGUUCCUGUGGGAUACCAUUUCUCUAAGGAAGCUCGGAGCAAAUUCGAUGUGGAAACUGACCCUGUAGAUGUAAUUAAUAUAGAACCCAUAAAUGGAGAGUUCAGUCCAGAUGGGUCUGCCUCUGUUCAUUUCAGGCGAAAUUCUGCUUCACCGGUCAUGGGAAGAAUAAAUUGCAAGGUUUAUUACUGCAAGGAGGAUGAGGUUUGUCUUUACCAAUCUGUAGCCUUCGAUGUCACAUUUCGAGAAGAAGAACCGGAAUCUACCGAGGCAGUAGUCAAACUUUCAUAUACUGUUCAACCAAGAGUUCCCUCAGGUACUUCACAAUUGAUACUAAGCAAGUAGAACUACUCGGGAUAUACAUAUUGUAAAUUUUCUGUGGAUUGCCAAUCAGAAGUAUUCGAACGUGUAUAGUUGCAAAUUCUAUGCCUCCAUUGAUAUUUUCUUUUCAUAUUUCAUAAGAUCAUAAUUUUGGUUAACUUUUUUUGGCUGAGGAAGCACGUAAUACAUAUUAAGAAUUCGUCCUA
Molecule: messenger RNA, 3531 nt
Organism: Musa acuminata AAA Group (dessert banana)
Lineage: Eukaryota; Viridiplantae; Streptophyta; Magnoliopsida; Zingiberales; Musaceae
Product: protein SUPPRESSOR OF QUENCHING 1, chloroplastic
Exons: 28
Coding region: 50-3349 (1099 amino acids)
Molecular function (GO): protein binding
Source: RefSeq, a predicted model, not a curated record